Messenger RNA from Prunus armeniaca (apricot), 693 nucleotides. The record is from the annotation of a GenBank genome assembly. NCBI's taxonomy places the organism in Eukaryota, Viridiplantae, Streptophyta, Magnoliopsida, Rosales, Rosaceae.
AUGGCAUUACAUAUGCAAACAAAGUUUGAGAAGUAUUGGGAUACAAUGCAUGGUUUGAUGAGAGUUGCAAGUAUUUUGGAUCCAAGGUAUAACAUGAAACAAAUUGAAUUUUUAUGCCCUCCAAUAUAUCCAAACAAUGCAUCUCAAGAGAUUAAGAAAUAUAAAGAUAUUCUCUAUGACUUGGUCAAGGAGUAUCAGUCAAGAUCUCAACAAAGUCAACAGGUGCAAUCUGAAUCUUUGAUUCCUACUUCUUCAUCUAGACCAUCUAUGCCUAAACUUGAUUUGGUAAAGCAAUUGGAUGUGUUUGUUUCUCACUCCAUUACCCAUGGACAUGUUAAAUCUAAGUUAGAUUAUUAUCUAGAAGAGUCUUGUUUACCUAGGAAUGAUGAUGAUGAUUUUGAUAUAUUAUGUUGGUGGAAAUCAAAUGGGAUCAAAUAUCCUACUUUGCAUGAUAUUGCUAGAGAUAUUUUGGCCAUUCCUGUAUCCAUAGUUGCUUCAGAGUCUUGCUUUAGUACUAGUGGAAGGAUUAUAAACCCUCAUCUUAGCCGACUUCAUUCAAAAACAGUAGAGGCAUUAAUGUGUGCGCCUUCAAGCUCUAAAGAAGUUGAUAAUAAUGAGGAAGAGGAGUCUACCAUUGAAACAGAGAACAUCUCUUUGUUUUUUUUUAUUAAAGCUAUGAAUGUUGAAGCAUAG